UAUAUUUAGAAACUACCGGUACUGUGCCUGGUGCAGACCACAUAGCGAAACAAACUGUCUUCUAUGUGAACACAUGCGUGCAUUUUAUUCUGAACCAUUUUAGCAUCUGCAGUUGAUGAACAAACUGUAAUCUGUAAUCUGGGAGGUUAGUAUAGACGCGGUGGAACUGGACCCAGCAGCCGACGGUGGGGGUCGCAACUCCGGGUUGAAACGCGGCACGAUGACCGGGGGCCCGGCCACAGAGGAGCACUACACGGCCGCUAUGGUUCUGAGCGGAGCCGGGGAUGCAUUGGGCUUCAGGAACCAGCAGUGGGAGUAUAAUGAGUCCGGGCCAGACAUCCACCAGGUCCGUCUCUGUAACCAGGAGCUGAAGGAGCUUGGGGGCUUGAAUAACAUCCAGGUCCAGCUCCCUGAUUGGCCAGUGAGUGAUGAUACAGUCUUACACCUGGCCACAGCAGAGGGUCUGGCCACAGGGAAGUGUGGGGAGGAGCUACUGCAGGAGGUGGCGUCUCGAUACGUUGUUGCAAUGACGGACAUGGAGGGCAGGAAACCAGGACCCUCCAGCAUGCUGGGUGUGUCCCAGCUGCGCCCGGGGGAGGAGGGGGGGUACCGCGUCCCCUACAAUCCGGACGGAACCGGCUGUGGAGCCGCCAUGCGCUCCAUGUGCAUCGGACUCAGGUACCCCAAGCCGGACCAGCUGCUGUCUCUCGUGGCGAUUGCCGUGGAGACGGGCAGGAUGACCCACCCCCACCCAACUGGGUUCCUCGGCGCAGUGGCGUCGGCCCUCUUCGCGGCCUAUGCCGUCCAGCGGCGGCCAAUCACAACCUGGGGGUUUGGCCUACUCAACGAGGCCUGUCCAAUCGCCUGGAGCUUCGUUCAGGGGCGUGGCUACGCUGUGGAGGAGAGCGAGAGGGACUGGAGCUACUUCAGCGACAAGUGGAAAUGGUACCUGGGCCAGAGGGGUCUCACUGGGGCGGGGCCCGUCACCUGGCCCGCCUCCUAUGGGCCGGCAGAGAGGGACCUGGCCUAUAAGAGCUUCAGCUUGUCUGGAUGGGCUGGGCGCAGCGGCCACGAUGCUCCAAUGAUAGCCCUCGAUGCCCUGCUGGGGGCGGGGCCUGACUGGGAGGAGCUGAUGAGCAGGGCUGGCUUCCACGGAGGAGACAGUGACAGCACGGCCGUGAUCGCGGCGUGCUGCUGGGGUUUGCUCUACGGCACGCAGGCUGUCCCGCCGGGGAACUACCAGAACCUAGAGUACCGGGACCGCCUGGAGCGCAGUGCUCAGGCACUCUACGCCCUGGCACACUCAGCGUGACCCCGGACCCCAGGACCCGACCCGGUCACACUCACCCUGAGCCAAUUACCUAACCCACUCACCUGAACCUGAUAACCUAACCCAAACUGACACUGACCCAAGUACCUCACCAACAGAGAACAUAACCCCGUCACGCUCACCUUAAUCCAAUAACAUAACCCUAGCACCAUCCCAUGCUUACCCUAUUCUUAUCUUUACCCGGACCCUCUACGCCCUGUCAAACUGAAGGCCCCGGCCGGUAUACGUAUAAAAUAAAUGACAAAAUAGCGGAUCUGCAACCAAAGUUCAGUGCCGCAUUGGGCUUCCAUCAACACCAUGUGUGCAGGUUACUCACUCGCAAUAGCCAAACUUCUCCUACACGCUCCCGGAUAAACAGCUGCCUGCAAUUGGACAACAAUACCAAGUGAUUGAUGGCUUCUGGCUGAAUCUGCGUCACACCAUUCAUGUAGUGCCAGGUUUGACAGACCAUGCGGACAAGCUAAUUCCGAUUUAGUUUGAAGUAUUCAGAGGCUUUUAUCCACCCCCAUGAUCGUGAACACAAAAAAAAAUCGGCUUUAAUCGUCCCCUACCUCAUAUUUAACCAGCAAACUUACCAUAACAUCUCAACCCCAAUACCUUAUCUACCUACACCUAGCCAAUACCUAAACUACUGAAUGAAUCAGUCUCUUAUCAUUAGUGUCUUAUUAAUCGACGGGUCUCUAUCCGCAAGGUCAUCAAUCCUUCAGCGGACAAACUACAACCUUCAGAGGCAACGAUGCAGGCCAGCAUCCCAGCACAUUACUAUUAAAUAAAGGGCUCCACCUAGUGGGCACACAGCAAACUAUUCUAUGUCAAGCAGCCGUACAACCAACCUAUGAUAGUUUGAUAGGUUGACAACUCACAUGUCUCAGCUUGCUGUUGUUCUGAAGCCCAUUUCAAAGAAACAUGCGUUUGAUAAAUAAAAACAGUUGUGUGUAGAGUUGAAAACUUUU
Messenger RNA from Gadus chalcogrammus (walleye pollock), 2283 nucleotides. RefSeq names its product ADP-ribosylarginine hydrolase (gene adprh). The transcript has 8 exons. Bases 221 to 1312 code for a protein of 363 amino acids. The record is from RefSeq and is a predicted model, not a curated record. NCBI's taxonomy places the organism in Eukaryota, Metazoa, Chordata, Actinopteri, Gadiformes, Gadidae.